GACGUAUGCGGCCUCCAGUUACAGUCGCCAUCUUCUCGUCGUGGAUAGCAGACCCGAGAACAGCGACAGGCGGCAGCCGAAAUAAAUACACCACGAGCCGGCGUUAUUUUUCCACCGAGUCACGGCCGAAUCAGUUCGCUAAAUGAGUUGAUGGACUGCCUGCUGAUCAAUGGUUGUGGUAUCGAUAGGGCUGGUGUAGGUUUCCCCUCGUCGCUCGGCUCAAAGAUGGAAGACGCCUGCAGAGAGUACCAGUCCUCCCUGGAAGACCUGACGUACAACAGCAAGCCGCACAUCAACAUGCUGACCAUCCUGGCCGAGGAAAACCUCGACUUCGCCAAGGAUAUCGUCGCAAUUAUUGAAGCACAAAUCAGCAAGGCCCCAUCUGCCGAGAAGCUUCCAGUUUUGUACUUAGUGGAUUCCAUAGUGAAGAAUGUUGGAGGAGAGUACCUUGCAGUGUUUGCUAAAAACCUAAUCACUUCAUUUUUAUGUGUCUUUGAAAAGGUGGACGAAAACACUAGAAAGAGUCUGUUCAAGUUAAGGUCGACGUGGGACGAAGUGUUCCCUCUGAAGAAGCUGUACGCGCUGGACGUGCGCGUCAACGCCGUGGACUCGGCCUGGCCCAUCAAGCCGCUGCCGCCCACCGUCAACGCCAGCAUUCACGUCAACCCCAAGUUUUUAAAACAGUCUGAGUCCGAGGCGCCCUCCCCGCGGCCCGCCUCCACCCCGGCGCCGGCGCCCACUCCCCCGCCGGCCCCCACCACCGCCGCCACCACCGUCAGUCAGUCCAGCCUGACGCAGGAGCAGCUGAUCCGCCAGCAGCUGCUGGCCAAACAGAAGCAGCUUCUGGAGCUCCAGCAGAAGAAGAUCGAGCUGGAACUGGAGCAGACCAAAGCACAGCUGGCCGGCGGCUUCACGCUACCGACACCGACCUCAGUCUCCUCUCCGACGGCAACGACAACGGCGGCGAAACCCACCACCCAAACCGCUCCCGUGGUCCGACCCUGGAUCCCUCCUCAGACUCAGACCGACACCAAGCCGUCCACGAGAGACCCGCGUCUGAACCGCUCCGGCCCCCCGGCUCCUCCCCAGCCCAAAGAACAGCCUGCUGGGAAAAAAGAUAGCAACGCCACAACAGGAAGUCCCGUGCCGACACCUGAGAAACGGCUGCCGGAGAAACCGGUCCGGCCCGACAAGGCCAGGAUGCCGAGGAAGGAAGCGUUAGAGGAGAAGCCCAAGUCCAAGUCUCCGUCUCCGAUGCCGAAAAGCCUCCAGAGUAAAAACAAGCACGCAGAGGCGGAGGGCCAGAAGUCAGCCGACAGCACAAAGAAAGACCCGCGGCUGAGGAAACGCCCGCAGGACAAGACCGGAGACGCCAAAGACGACGAGCUGAAGGAGAAGAAACGAUGCAACGACAAGAAGGAGAGAGAGGAGGCGGCGCGGGCCGCCGACCCGCCGCGCUCCAACAAACUGAAGCUGCUGAACGGCUCGCUGACCAAACACGACCGCGAGGAGUCCGUGGAGAAGCUCGAGUUCAAGACCGGCGGCAACGCCCGGACGCACGCCAGGAAACGCACGCGCUCACGGUCCAGGUCGCGCUCACCCACCACCUCCCCGAAGAGGAAAGACAGGAGGUCGCCCAAGAGCAGAGCGAGGAGCAGCUCCUUGUCCCCGUCGCCGUCUCACAAACCCGGCAAACCCAGGAGGGUCCGAGCCGACGAGCCGCAGCACGGGAAGCCCGGCCGAGAGGACCGGCUCACUCCCAAGAAGAACCAAUCGGAGAGCAGGAGAUCAAAGAGGCCGGCGGAGGACCGGCACUCCGAGUCCAGAGACUCGCACUCGCCACGCAGCCACGACGGCAGCGGCAAGGAGACCAAAGAUGCUCCUCACCGCUGGAGGAGCGGCUGGGAGGAGAACAAACAUCUCAAGCUGUCGGAGGAUUCUCACGUGAAACCCGGACCUCAGAGACACAAACCGUACGGCACCCCGACGCGCCCCACCACCCCCCGAACCCCGAAACACCGCCUCAGCGUGGACGCCAACCUGCAGAUACCCGACGUCCUCAACUCCGCCUCCAAGAAGGACCUGCUCAGGAGGGCCAGUAAGCGUUUGGAGAGCGGCGAGAUUUCCCAGGAGGACUUCCUGAACAUGGCCCACCAGAUCAAACAUUUCUUCCAGUAUCAGGAGGAGAAGCAGCAGCGCUCCGAGAGCUGGGACGACUCCGACGACUUCCCCGCCAAGAAACCGCCGCUGCUGGCCACGCCCCGCGAUGGCAUGGGCGAGGCGGCGCUGACGUACUACGAGCACAAGUCCAAGCUGAGGAAGACGCAGGUCACCCACCGAGCUGCCGGGGAGGAGUGGGAGGGCGAGGAAAGUCCGGAGGAAGGCGAAGAAGUGGCGCAGGGCGAGAAGGCGGGCGCUGGCCGCAGCACGGGACACCUGCCGUCACAUAAAUACAACCGGGCGCCACGGGACAGACAAGGUGAGAGGCGGAGUAAAGAGCGUGAAGAGCCGCGGCCUCCGCUCGGCCCCAUGAUCGAGGAGUACAACCACGGGAAAGAGUUCCCCACACUAAAAUCUCUGCCGGGCCUUCGCUUCAGGAGGAGAGCCGACCCCCGAGAGUCGAAGAGGUCAGAGGUCAGGUUCUGGAGCUGCGGGGUGUCAGGGUCUCGAUCAGUGACACUUCAGCAGGGUGAGAGAGAGUGGAACUCGCCGCUGACGGAGCGCCAGCGCGAGGAGCAGAAGAGCGGCUACGACGCUCCGCGGAGGUACGCCGAGUCCAGACACCCCAACCCCCGCAGACCAGAGGGGCCCCCUCCCUCCGGCACCGUGGUCCACAGGAAGUGUCCGAGCCCGGCCGGUCUGGACGCGCCGGUCCCGAGGUUUGAGCGUGAGCGCCUGUCGCCGCUCCACCAGAAAGACUCUGCAGACAGUCCCGUCCCGCGCUUCGAGAGCCCCAACAGCGAGCACUCAGACGACGGACCGCUCAAUCUGGACGCCGCCCCCCCUCCUCACCCUCACCCCGCCCCUCCCCCCAAAUCCAUCCUCAAGGCGCCGGCCCGCGGAGGUCCGCUGCCUAACGUCCGCCAGCACAGCGACUCUCCAGGACACACUCCUCCUCACGACGGAGGCCACCCCCCGACCCGCUAUGACGGGCCCGCACACAUGGGCCCGUCUAGACCGCAUCCUCCGGGCCGGUACGAAGGCGGCGGCCCCGGGCGCUACGACGACCCGUCCAGGUUCGAGGGGCCUCACAAUCAGGGUCCCGGCAGGUUCGACGGCGGCGGACCGCCUCAUCACAACAUACCCGAGAGGUUCGACGGACACAUGUCACAUGGUCCAAUGAGGGGCGGAGACGGUAUGGGCCGGUUUGACGGCCCGCCUCACCCUCAGGCACCCGUAAGGUUUCAGGGUCAGGGGCCCGGACCGGGGCACUUUGAGGGCCCGAUGCAGCGCUUUGACGCACCGCCGCACUUUGACAACAUGGCUCCUGGUCCUGGAUCUGGGCCGAUGGGCUUCCAGCAGCAGCGGCCGAUUCGCUUCGAAAACCCUCCGAACCAGAUGGGCCCGAUGCGGUUUGAGGGCCCCGGUCCGAUGCGGUUUGAGGGCCCCAGGUUUGACAUGCCGGGCGGGCCCCAUCAGGGAGGACCCCCACGCUACGACUGCCCCCCCGGCCAGCAGGGCCCCCCCAGGUUUGCUCCUCAACACAACCUGCAGCCCCCCAUGAGGCCGAUGGCCCCGCCCAUCUACGACAACCCCAUCCCCCCCCAGCAGAACUACAACAUGGCCCCCCAGCGUUUCCCGGAGCCCAUGAACCCUCAGUUCCCCGCGGGGCCGAUGGCGUUCCCGGUGCAGCCGAACCUGCAGCCGGCAGGAAACUUCAACAUGCAGCCGGCGCCGUUCAACCAGCCGGCCGCCGCCCCCUUUUACAACCCCGCAGCCCCCGCCGUCAGCAUGCAGCAGCCGGUGAACAUGAUGCCGAACCUCAACACGCCCUUCCUGCCUCAGAACGCCGUGCCUUUCAGACAGCAGACUCCGCAGGUCGCCCCCCCGGAGAACCACUUCGGUCAGGUCGACGUCAACGACCUGCUGUCCAAACUCAUCUCCAACGGCAUCAUCAAACCCUCGCAGCCUGACGCCGCGCCGGCCGCCGGCAACGAAGCUUCGCCGCCUCCCGCAGCUCCUCCUGCGGUGGAGGAGGAGGAAGAGGAGGAGCAGGAGAUGGAGGAGGAGGAAAACAUCCCGGACCUCACCAGCUUCACCAUCGACGACAUGAAACAGCGUUACGAGAGCGUGGUGACGAAGCUGUACUCGGGGAACCAGUGCUGCUUGUGCAGUAUGAGGUUCACCGCCGCUCAGACCGACAUGUACGCCGACCACCUGGACUGGCACUUCAGACAGAACCACGCCGGCAAGGUCGCCAGCAAGAAGGUCACGCACCGCCGCUGGUACUACACCCUGACGGACUGGAUCGAGUUCGAGGAGAUCGCUGACCUGGAGGAGCGGGCGAAGAGUCAGUUCUUCGAGAAGGAGAACGAGGAGGAAGUUCAGAAGAAUCAGGCGGCGGCGAAGGAGAAAGAGUUCCAGAUCGUAAAAGCCACCAAAGACCAAGUGGGCGAGUCGUGUGAAAUCUGUCAGGAGCCGUUUGAGACGUACUGGGUGGAGGAAGAGGAGGACUGGUUCCUGAAGGACGCCGUCCGGGUCGACGACAAGAACUUCCAUCCUUCCUGUUUUGAAGAUUAUAAAAACACGUCGUCGUAUCUCGACGUCACGCCGUCGCCCAACAAGCUGCUGACUGACCACCCGCUGAGCUCCUUCAUCAAGACUGAAGAAGAAGAAGAAGAAGAGACUUCCUGUGACGUCGCUGCUGCCGCCGCAGCCGCCGCCGCCGCAGCCGCCUCCUCAGUCAAACAGGAAGUGGAGUGUGAGGCCGGCGAGCUUCCUGUGGUGAAGAAAGAGGAGGAGCCGGAGGUUUUAACAGAGCUGCAGUCGGAGGGAAACGCGGCGCCGUGAACUCGCUGCUUCACUUUUUCUGUUUUUUUUUUUUUUUGAAGGAAAAAGUCACUUUUUUUUGUUUUUAGCGUGCGGGGGCGGAGCCUCGGCAUCGUACACUUGAAUACAUUUUUGUAUUUGGAUUCUGAACGACCAUUUCAAGGUCUCCUGCUUUUUUGUGAACUGAAUGAAAAACUGAAAUUGUUUAUUGCAGAAAAAAACAAAUGUUUUGUUUUUUGGGGUAAAAAAAAAAAAAAAACAACAAACUGUAAAUGAUUUAAUUUAUAAAUUAAAGUAUUUUUUGUAUCUCUGGUGUAACAGUGAUUGAAUCCAACAGCUGCUGUUUGCCGCCUGUUACAGUCUGUACAUAGUUGAAUCUGAACGAUGUGAUGACGGGUAGUCGCAGGUAAGCAUCAUCUGAUUGGACGACUGAAGACCGGCCCCGCCGUCGCUCUUCAGGAAGCGUUUCUACGGAGGAUCGAAGACGCCUCUCGUUUGUUUUUUCUUUUCUUUGGUUCUCGAGUUUCCAAUAAAAAGAGUCUGAAACUUUGUUGUUUGUGUGAACGGUGAUUGUUGUCGGUCUGAAGACUCCGUUUUAUUGUUCAUUUAGGUUCCAAAUCUUUAAAUAAAGGUUCAGUGGGUUUAAA
Molecule: messenger RNA, 5636 nt
Organism: Thunnus maccoyii (southern bluefin tuna)
Lineage: Eukaryota; Metazoa; Chordata; Actinopteri; Scombriformes; Scombridae
Gene: pcf11
Product: PCF11 cleavage and polyadenylation factor subunit
Exons: 18
Coding region: 151-5010 (1619 amino acids)
Biological process (GO): termination of RNA polymerase II transcription
Cellular component (GO): cytoplasm; mRNA cleavage factor complex
Molecular function (GO): mRNA binding; RNA polymerase II complex binding
Source: RefSeq, a predicted model, not a curated record